CUGAAAAUGACCCUUUCACGUCAUUUAAACAUCUUGGCUCGAGGUGAAAUGCUCCAUUCAUCGCAUGCCUACUGGCCCUCUUGAUGAAAUUGAUCUCACUGACCCCAGAGUUUGUUUGGAUCGACACGGAACGGGCACAAAUGGGGAACAAGGACAGAUCAAGUUCAACGGUGCAUGAUGGAGAAACGACCGCAGAACCCCGAUAGAUCGACAAGCAGCCGACGGAUUGCCACAACCUGAGCCGGACAUUGUCAUACACACGGACAGCAAGACCUGGUCGAUAAGGCAAACAUGUCCAUCUGUCGGCUGCUAUACGUGCCUUGCUAAGAUCGGCAACACAUGCAUCCAACCACAGCGCAGCAGAGGAGGGAACCAUCCUUGCUGUUUACGUCUAAUGGCCCAGCAUCGCCUCGAGUAUUACAGGACGGAUGUCAAGGACAAGACUUCCGCAAUAGCUGCCAGAAUUAAUUACAACCACUCGAGUCGGCCAAAAAGACUGCUGGACUGCCCCAGGGAUAUAGGGACUGAGCAUAUUGGGCAUUCGGCAUCUACUUCUCCGUAUGCUUGUCUACUAGACCCAUGUCAUCACCAUCUGGCUUUGGUAUAAAUAACCACGUCCCAUCACAUCUCCUCCAAAAUGAUCUCCUUUGUCUUGUUCCCGUCGACGUGCCACAGCAAACCAAGCUCUGCAGCAGCUUCAGUUCUGUCCGCGUACCUGUCUCUCCUUUUCAUCUUUACUCAAGAUCCAACAUUCCCACGCCCAUCAUGAAGCGCGCGCUCUGUGCCUCCCUUUCCCUGCUCGCGGCCGCCGUGGCCCAGCAGGUGGGAACUACGGAACAGGAGGUUCACCCCAAGAUGACUUGGAAGAAGUGCUCCAGCGGCGGUUCGUGCUCGACCGUAAACGGUGAGGUCGUUAUCGACGGCAACUGGAGAUGGAUCCACAACAUUGGUGGCUAUGAGAACUGCUACAGUGGUAACAAGUGGACCAACGUGUGCAGCACCAACGCCGACUGCGCCACCAAGUGCGCCAUGGAGGGUGCCAAGUACUCGGAGACUUAUGGCGUUAGCACGAGCGGUGAUGCGCUCACGCUCAAGUUUGUCCAGCAAAACUCGAGCGGUAAGAACGUCGGUUCUAGGAUGUACCUGAUGAACGGAUCCGACAAGUACCAAAUGUUCACGCUCAAGAACAACGAGUUUGCCUUUGACGUUGACUUGUCGACGGUCGAGUGCGGCAUGAACAGUGCCCUCUACUUUGUUCCGAUGAAGGAGGACGGUGGCAUGUCCACGGAGCCAAACAACAAGGCCGGAGCCAAGUACGGAACUGGUUACUGUGAUGCCCAGUGUGCCCGUGACCUGAAGUUCAUCGGCGGCAAGGGUAACAUCGAGGGCUGGCAGCCGUCCAGCACCGACAGCAGCGCUGGCAUCGGUGCCCAAGGUGCUUGCUGUGCCGAGAUCGACAUUUGGGAGUCCAACAAGAACGCCUUUGCCUUCACGCCUCACCCUUGCGAGAACAACGAGUACCACGUCUGCACCGAGCCCAACUGCGGUGGCACCUACGCCGAUGACCGCUACGGUGGUGGCUGCGACGCCAACGGCUGCGACUACAACCCCUACCGCAUGGGCAACCCCGACUUCUACGGCCCCGGCAAGACUAUCGACACCAACAGGAAGUUCACCGUCAUCUCCCGGUUCGAGAACAACCGCAACUACCAGAUCCUCAUGCAGGACGGCGUAGCCCACCGCAUUCCCGGCCCCAAGUUCGAGGGUCUUGAGGGUGAGACCGGCGAGCUCAACGAGCAGUUCUGCACAGACCAGUUCACUAUCUUUGACGAGCGCAACCGCUUCAACGAGGUUGGAGGCUGGUCUCAGCUCAACGCCGCCUACGACAUCCCCAUGGUUCUGGUCAUGUCCAUCUGGUCCGACCACUUUGCCAACAUGCUCUGGCUCGACUCUACCUACCCGCCUGAGAAGGCAGGCCAGCCCGGCUCUGCCCGUGGACCCUGCCCUGCCGACGGCGGCGACCCCAACGGUGUCGUCAACCAGUACCCCAACGCAAAGGUUAUCUGGUCAAACAUCCGGUUCGGCCCCAUCGGCAGCACCUACCAGGUCGACUAAGCGAAUGGCUAUGUAUUCUGUUUGUUGCCCAAGUCGUCUGCUCCUACCGGCUCCGAUACCAACGUCAAUCCCAGGCAGCGUUCAAGCCUCUUUGAGGCGACAAACAGGGGCUAGUCACUCAGAAAUCAUGUGCAAAUUAAAUCGGUUGGAGGAUUGUGUAUCUUGGAGGAGCUCUUUUUUGAAGAUUGUAUAUAUUCUUUUCAUUUUCAACUUCUUUCUUUUGUCGCAGAAUAAAAGACAAGUUUUAUUUUACAUGUGGUUCCUCAGGUUCUCCUAAAUGUUGCCAAACUUGGCAAUAUCUGUUGGGGGAAGCAAUGGAGAAACGUGAAUGCAAUCAAGGCGCUGGAUCAUAGAAAACGAGGUAAAUGGGUGGUGCAUGGAUCAAUUACGCAACCAUGGCCAUGGUCAGUUUGUGUUCUGCAAGCGAGUCGAUAAAGAGGG
Messenger RNA from Pyricularia grisea, 2556 nucleotides. RefSeq lists its product as uncharacterized. Gene Ontology annotation, molecular function: hydrolase activity, hydrolyzing O-glycosyl compounds. The transcript is spliced from 5 exons. NCBI's taxonomy places the organism in Eukaryota, Fungi, Ascomycota, Sordariomycetes, Magnaporthales, Pyriculariaceae. The record is from RefSeq and is a predicted model, not a curated record. Bases 580 to 2115 code for a protein of 511 amino acids. Gene Ontology annotation, biological process: carbohydrate metabolic process.